Messenger RNA from Notolabrus celidotus (New Zealand spotty), 4569 nucleotides. RefSeq names its product dihydrolipoamide branched chain transacylase E2 (gene dbt). The transcript is spliced from 11 exons. Gene Ontology annotation, cellular component: cytoplasm; mitochondrion. The record is from RefSeq and is a predicted model, not a curated record. Bases 222 to 1718 code for a protein of 498 amino acids. Gene Ontology annotation, molecular function: acetyltransferase activity; lipoic acid binding. NCBI's taxonomy places the organism in Eukaryota, Metazoa, Chordata, Actinopteri, Labriformes, Labridae.
CUUUUCCCAUCGUGAGUCCAGUCUAUGGUCCAAAGUGACCUCUCGUUAUUUAAAGUGAACACACUCCACUAAACUUCGUCUAGUCCCCGCUGGGCGGCAGCCUUUAGUGGUCCUUGUUUCCAGAGUUCUGUGGAUCCGGAUCAAGACGCUGAGCUGUGAUUGGCUCCUGAGAGGGGCGUGCGGCUGUGACGUCAGAGCGGCAGCGGCAGCAGACAGGAAAGAUGGCGGCGGUGACCAGAGGCUCCUUCAGUGUGUUCAGACGGCUGCUCAGUCAGCAGUACCGCCGCAGGUGUUUCCGCCUGCAGGCUGUCAGAUGUGAAAGAACUCUGCAGCCGCUCGCCUUCAGAUGCGACAGAAACUUCUUGGUGUUCAGCAGUAGGAUGCUGCACACUGCCACAGUGAGUCGAGGACCGAUCGUCCAAUUCAAACUGUCGGACAUCGGAGAGGGCAUCAUGGAGGUGACGGUGAAGGAGUGGUACGUGAAGGAGGGAGACAAGGUUUCUCAGUUUGACAGCAUCUGUGAGGUUCAGAGUGACAAAGCCUCCGUCACCAUCACCAGCCGCUAUGACGGAGUCAUCACCAAACUCUACUACGAUGUGGACGCCACAGCACUCGUGGGCAAACCACUGGUUGACAUCGAGACAGAGUCCGGCUCAGAGGUGAUCCAGGAGGAGGACGUUGUAGAAACACCCGCCAUGGCCCGAGAGGAACACACCCACCAAGAGAUCAAAGGUCACAAGACACAGGCCACGCCCGCCGUCAGACGCCUCGCCAUUGAGAACAAUAUUAAGCUCAGUGAGGUGGUUGGGACAGGGAAAGACGGUCGGAUCCUGAAGGAGGACAUCCUGAACUUCUUGGCGAAGCAAACUGGAGCCAUUAUAACUCCGACGCUGUUUCAGGAGAUCCAGACUCCGCCCCCAACUCCUACCCCAGUGGCUGCUGUGGCUGCCAGCCCCGUGAGCACUCCUGCAGCCAUCAAACCUCCACCCACCACACCCAAACCUGUCUUCACCGGUAAAGACGUCACCGAGCCGCUCAAAGGCUUUCAUAAAGCAAUGGUGAGGACAAUGACGGCCGCGCUGAAGAUCCCUCACUUCGGAUACUGUGACGAGGUGGACCUGAGCCGCCUGGUGGCUCUGAGGGCGGAGCUUAAGUCCACUGCGGACGCUCGAGGGGUCAAACUAAGCUACAUGCCAUUCUUCAUCAAGGCCGCAUCCCUCGGCUUGCUGCACUUUCCCAUCCUGAAUGCCUCGUUGGACGAAGGGUGCCAAAACAUCACCUACAAGGCGUCUCAUAACAUUGGCCUGGCGAUGGACACGAGUCAGGGUCUGCUGGUUCCAAACGUGAAGAAUGUUCAGCUGCUCAGCGUGUUUGAGAUCGCUCAGGAGUUAAACCGUCUGCAGGUGCUCGGAACUGCAGGUCAGCUGGGAACCAAUGAGCUGACAGGGGGAACCUUUACCCUGUCCAACAUCGGAUCAAUCGGAGGGACGUACGCUAAACCCGUCAUUCUUCCUCCAGAAGUCGCAAUUGGAGCUCUUGGAAAAAUCCAGGUUCUUCCUCGGUUCGACGCCGGCGGUCAGGUGGUCCGUGCACACAUAAUGAACGUCAGCUGGUCAGCCGACCAUCGGAUCAUAGACGGAGCCACCAUGUGCCGCUUCUCCAACCUGUGGAGGGAGUACCUGGAGAACCCAGCCACGAUGGUGCUGGAUCUCAAAUAGACUGGGGAAUGUUACCCAUAAGCCCCGGUGGGGGACGGGGCCACCACACUAACAGACCUUCACUCCUCCCCCUGACGCCUUCGCUCCCUCUUUCUGUUCGGGGCCUUUAUUCAUUAACUCUUUCACUUCCUGUUGCCUUUGAGCAAGGCGCCGGGAGGGGGAGGGGUCAGCCUGUCAAUCAUGUUGUUUCCAUGACCACUAACACACACAGACACACACACAUACAAGAGCACAGUGGAGGCUAGAGGUAGGUAGUUACCCAGAGCCAGGUGAGAGCUCAGCUGAUCUCUUUAUCAUCUUAAACAUCUUCAUCCCUACAGUUAAUAAAGAAGACUGCUCUCGCUGAUCUCAGAUUCUCCCUCUGAGCUAAAACACACCUCGGCAUUAGAACGGGAACACCCGAGAAAGAGACUGAAACCAGCUGAGCGUCCACAUGACGAUCAGUGAGAUGACAAAUUAAUAUUGAUACCCUGUUUAACCAGCAGAGGGCACUAUCUGUCUGUGACUUCUCUUGUUGGAUGUCAUCAUCUCUUCUGCAGCUGAACAGAGGUGUACAGACAUGGAGGCAGCAGGUGAAGAUUUUGAGGACCACUAGAGUUUCCCUGACGAUACCUGGAAGACCUGACAAAGCAGAUCAGACCAACAUUUAACAUUAUUAUAUUUAAUCUGUAUAAGAUUGACAUCUAUCACUUAAUAAGAGGACGAUCUCUCCAUUCCGAGAAGUGUCUCCACACCUGCUCUGCACGUAACACGGAGAGAGAGAGAGAGAGGUAACAGACAGCACUACCACAGCAUUCAAGCUUAUGUCUCUACAGUGUACAGGGGGCACUAACACAGCCAACAUUUUUACUGUUGAUCCUCCUUUUAGCUGUUCUCUUUUACUCCUCUAGCUUUACCCUCUACAGGAAAUUCCAUAGGGUCCUUCAAAGUAAAAGCACAUUUGUUUUCAAAACAGAAAAUUAAGUAAGCCAGGUACAAUGCAGUCAAAAUAAAAGUGUCACAGAUUUACAAGAAAGUCUGGAACCUUUCAUGUUGAGUCUGUGAACCUACCUCAGACAGGUUAACAAUGAGUCAUGGAGUGACUGCUGAUUGGAUGAGCCAGUUAAAACAGUUGUGACUGAAUAUUAAUCUAUGUGCAGGUCAAAAGUAACCUGUCUCAGUCACAUUUCUCAGCCUUCAGCUGCUGUCUCUCUCAUCACUUUCCAUGGUGUUUAUGUAGCUCUCGUUGAGGGUUAGGGGGUGGAGACUGGGGUCACAUGGCCAGCAGUUAUUAAGAAAAAGUAAACUUUUCAUUUGUCAUUCUGAUAGAGGGCCAAAACAGGCUCUGAGGUGUCUGUUCAUGUGACUCCAAACAGCUGUGGAGGAGACCUGGGCCUUGAUCUGGACCUGUUCUGGGCCACACUGUUAGAGUUUCAUGGCACUGUAGGGUCUGAGUUAGCCCUGGUCUGUUUGGAGGGGAAGAGAACUGCAGUCUGACGACAGUUUGGCAUCUUGCUGUCUGUGGUGACAUCUGUAGGGCAGUGUGGCUGACAGGCUGGCUGUAUAAGUCACUACACGGCACCACUGUAUUGUGGCCUUAUAGCUCUGUCUGAUGUCAGACACUAAACUGUGACCACUCACAUGCUGUAGAGCUGUCAGUAUAUACCUGUCUGUAGUCUCACUUGUUGGUCUUUGAAGAGUUGUUAUGAAGCCCAAAGAUGGAGGUCACCAUGUUGGAAAUACAGACUCCAGCAAACUUCCUGCUAAUCUAGAAAUGGAGAAAGACGUGUGGCUGAGUCCAAAGCCUAGCCACUUGGCUAACAGCUACAUCACACCCACCUGUCAAUCAAAGAAGCCACGCCCCUAACUCUACCUCCCAUUAAAUGUUAAUCUGAUGUAAACAGUUGAGUUGUAUAUUAAUUCAGCCCGUAUAGUUGUCGUGAUUACAUAAAUGAGCUAUAGAGACCCUUUUGUACCAAGCUGUAAACAUGUCUAUUUCUGCUGUGCUGUUGGACAUUUUAACUCGAGGCUCUACGGGGACUGACUCACUGCAGGAGACACGCUCUAGUGGACACUCAGGGAACUGCAGCAUUUCUUCAUGCUGGUCACAGAGGGAUCCCUGAGGAGGUGUGUGUUGCUCCUGGAGGAUGUGUUGUCAGACUGAAAAUGAUUGGUUCAGAGAUAUAACAAGGAGAGUCUAGUUACAAGGAUCAGACAACUCUCACUGUGACCAUGCUCUACCUGCAACUCCUCUCCCAGCACAGACAGGUACGCACAAACAAAAUAUAUUUGUAGCUGGUUGUUACAUUUUUAAUGGGUCAAAAUGCAGUUUUCAGAAAUUCCCUGGUCCUCGUUCUGGUCUGUCCUCUCUCCUGAGCCUUCAGUCUGUCAGAAACCCUAACUCUUGAAAGGUAACAGACUAAAGAUUUUGAACGGAAGUGGUUCUCAUUGAGGUCUGGUUCCUACUGGUGUGAAAGGGUCAGACCCAAGACCUGAUCGUGGAUGAUUUUGAUCUGUCUGUUGUGUUUUGCUCUGCAGACUCUCUAACCUUUAAUCUGAUAUCUGACCUGGGAUCAGCUCUCUAUUGACAUGAUAAUUAUGUAAAGUUCAGUUUGGUGUUUCAGCUCUUGGUCCUGGACUUCCUGGUCCAGGUGGCUGCUGGGUAACACCCACAUGUCAGCUGGAUAUUACACGUCUGUUUGUCUCCUCUGUGUUUUUGUUUUUAGUGACAGAUUAUAUGUAACUGUUAACCAGAGUGGUUGGGUUUUGUAUUUUUGGGAAUGUGUAGCUAAGUAUUUUUUUUUUUUGGGAAAAGAUGAAAUAAAAUAAACUGUUUGAUCAAAACUUUAAAUAAAGUUGGAGUGCACAAACA